UUUCACUUAUUUCAGACGGAGUUAUAAUGGCAGAGAGUUCGCUGAUUGCUGAAUACCAGGGCACUCCCAGAAGGAAAAGGAGCAUUGAUAUACCUCCUAGUUAUGCUCUUCCUCUGAGGAUUGUUCUCCUGGGUAAAAGUGUGUCUGAAAACAGCCAUGUGGGAAACUUGAUCUUGGGUCGAUCAGCAUUUGACAGUGAAGCUCCUCCAGGUGUUGUGGAGAGAGUAAGAGGAAGACUGAUAGACAGACACGUGACGCUCAUCAACAGUCCUCAGCUGCUCCACACAAACAUCUCAGAUGAUCAGAUCACACAGACGGUCAGAGAGUGCGUGAGUCUGUCUGAUCCAGGACCUCAUGUCUUUAUCAUCGUACUGCCGCAUGAAGAUGUCACAGAGGAGGACAGAAGAGUCAGAAAUGUGCUCAGACAGUUCAACGAAAAGGCAAUAGGACGAGUCAUCAGGAUCACGACUGAUGAAAAGGUGAAUGAAAUGAUCCAGCAGUUUUCUGCUAGACAUCUACAGCUUGAUAAAACCAUUGAGGAGUGGCGCACUUCAAUAUUACAGCAGAUAGAGAAGAUCCUCAGAAAAGACAGUGAAGAGUUUCUGCCGUGUCAUUCCUUUGAUGUUGCAGAAGGAACAUCUGUGGAUGAACCGGACACCUCGAUUUAUUCACCUGGAACAGGAGAGGAAGAUCCUGAUGAAGAGCAUGCUGGAAAAGCUCUUGAAACUCAUUCUGAGAAGAAAGAAGCAAAAGGUUUUCUUCGCAACAUACCCGCAAUAUCACUUUUCAGUAAUCCAGAAUCAAGAACAGAGCAUGAUCAAGCUAAGGGAAGUCUACAAGUCAUCAAAAAGCAGAAGCUGAACUUGAUGCUGUGUGGGAGUGACGGAAGACUGAAGGCCUCCGUAUCAAAACUUAUAAGAGGGAAAAAGACAUUUCUUCCUCCCUUACAUCAGGAAGAGUGUGUGAGGACAGAUGUAGAUUAUCAUGGUCAUCUGAUCAAUGUGCUGGAGCUUCCAGCUCUCAGUCAACUUUCAGAGGAGGAAGUGAUGCAUCAGACAUUCCACUGCGUGGCUGUCUGUGAUCCUGGAGUUCACGCUUUCCUUCUCAUUAUUCCUGACGCUCCACUGACUCAUGAAGAUAAAGCAGAAAUGGAGGAGAUCCAGAAGAUUUUCAGCUCCAGUAUCAACAAAUAUGUCAUAGUCCUUAUAGUGCAAGAGAAGAGCAUUCUGAGUAAACUUAUUAGUAGAAGUCACAUUACGCACAUUGAUAACUUUAUUCAAGCAUUUGGAGCUCGAUGGUUUGUUUUGGGGAACAGCUCACAGAUUCCUGAUCUGCUGCAGUAUUUGGAGAACAUGAUGCAAGAGAAUAGAGGGAGUUUCUACACCUCUUUCAUGGUCCUUCAGGCUCAGUUAGAGCUGGAGAGAAACAAAUACAAGGCUGAAAUAGAGGAACUGAAGAGAUUCACUCAAUCAACAGCAGAUCCUGAUUGUUCAGAAAACCUUGAAUGUCUGAGGAUUGUGCUGAUUGGGAGAACAGGAAGUGGAAAGAGCGCAACAGGAAACACUAUUCUGGGAAGAAAGGAGUUUCUCAGCCAAUUAAACACAGAUUCAGUGACGACUGUUUGUGAGAAGAAAACUGGAGAAGUUGACGGUCAAUCCGUAGCUGUUGUUGAUACUCCAGGACUCUUUGACACGACACUAACAAAUGAUCAAGUGGUGGAAGAAAUAGUGAAGUGUGUUUCACUGUCAGCUCCUGGACCUCAUGUGUUUGUCAUUGUGGUGAGUUUGGGAAGAUUUAUACAGGUAGAAUCAGACACUGUAGACCUGAUCAAGCAGAUAUUUGGUCCAAAAUCUGCUCAGUUCAGCAUCGUUCUGUUCACCAGAGCAGACGAACUUGAAGAUGAAUCUAUAGAAGAUUAUCUAAAAAGAAGCAAAUCUGCAGAACUCCAGAAACUGAUCAGAGAUUGUGGAAACAGAUUCCUGGCUUUCAAUAACAGAGAAAAACAAGACAAAACUCAAGUGAUGAAGCUGUUAAAGAUGAUUGAAGAGUUGAAAACUAAUAAUCAGAGUGGAUACUUCACUAAUGACAUGUUUGAGGAGGCAGAGAUGUCCAUUAAGAAGAAGAUGGAGGAAAUCAUGAAAGAGAGAGAAAGAGAGAUUCAGAAACAGAAAGAAGAGUUACAAGACAAAUAUGAGAUGGAGAUGAACACACUAAAGGAAAGACUUGAAGAAGAGAAAAGAAAAGCAGAUGAGGAAAAACAACAGAGAGAGAAUGAGUUUAGAAAAAGAGAGGAAAAACUCAAAAAGGAGUUUGAAGAAAAACAAGAAGCAGAACGACAGAAACAAGAGAUGGAGAAACAGAAACUAUUAGAAGAGGAAAAACAGAAAAAAGAAGCAUAUGAUCGAGAAAUUGAGGAGAUGAAGAGAGAGAUGGACAAUCAGAGAUCACAGUAUGAACAACAGCAGAGAGAAAGAGAAGAUGAAGACAGAAAGAGAGAAGAGAAAUACAGACAAGACCAAGACAAGAUGAGAAACGAACAAGAGCAAAUUAUAGCAGAAUUAAAGACGAAACAUGAAGAAGAAACAAAACUGAGAGAUUUAGAGGAGAAGAGGAGGAAAGAAGAAGAAGAGAAGGAGAGAGAGAGAUGGGAAAGGAAAAUAAAAGAGGCUGAAAACGACAGAGAGGAGAUUCAAGAGGAAAUUAAACGACAGCAGAGAGAAUGGGAGGAUGAGAAGAAACGACAGAUGAGAGAACGAGAGGAAGAAGAAAUAAAGAGAAAAGAGAAACACGAAGAACAACUGAGAGAAAAACAAGAAGAACUGGAGAAAAUGAGAAAGAUAUUUGAAGGAGAAAGAGAAGAAGAACGACAGAAGAUGGAGGAGGAGAGACUG
Molecule: messenger RNA, 2891 nt
Organism: Danio rerio (zebrafish)
Lineage: Eukaryota; Metazoa; Chordata; Actinopteri; Cypriniformes; Danionidae
Source: RefSeq, a predicted model, not a curated record